CGGUUGUACACUAAGCCCUUUGAUACAUUCAAAAGCCUCAAGCAUAAAAUUGUUUUCAUUCUUUUUCUUCCGCUUUUCGACGCAUAAUGAACUCAACGUCCGUUGUUUGUUCGGGCUAUAGUACGGCAGACAAUCGACUUGCUUUUAUUUCUAAAAGCCAAGAAAAUGAAUUCAGCUUAAACUUGUAUCACCUUCAAAAUCAGACAAUACAAUCUUCGUAUUUGUUAUCCGGGAUAUCCAACUUUCCAAGUACAAACUACAGUUUUGGAGGUUUAUGUUCAUAUGCAAAUGGCAAUUCUUCUAUUUAUUUGAGUUUUGACAAUGCUGGAAACAAUUCUGUACGCAUACACCAAUUGCAGCUAGCAACAGUGCCACAAUUUCAAGCAACAAAUAUCGAACUCGUCAAUACAACCUUGUUUUCACUUCAAUACAUUGCCGGUGCAAACAACUCGCCGAAUUUAGCUUAUAUCUCCACUUCUACAACAAAUCAACAGAUCUUGCUUCAUUUGGUCAGCUUAACCAACUCAACGCAGCAGACAACCAAGUCAAUGUCCGAACUUGGUGUUUUGGCUGCAUCUUCAUCAAGCAACCUAUACCUUUUACAGAGUAAUAGCAUUGAUGUCUAUAGAUUAGAUAACCAUCAAUACAGCCAUAUAAACAUGCUCACCAAUAUCACUUACGGAGAGCAUGCAAUUCAAAAAGGAACAACAGGGCAAGUGUUUGUUAAUAAUGCAGCUGAAUACAUUUCUAUCUAUCAGCCUUUAAAUGGUGAAAUCAAGAUAUUUAACCACAACACGACUCUAUCCAGCUACACAACACUACCUUUCACGAAUGGGUAUAUCAAUUUCAAUAAUAAUACGGUUGUUUCAAAUAAUACAGUUGCUGACCCAAACAGUAAUUCCACAGGAACAUCAACACGUACAGCCAGUUCUACAAUACUUGCUGCUCCUACAAAUAAUCCAACUACUAUCAAUCGUACAGGCACAGCUAGAAGUCUUCAUCAAAAACGCAAUGUUGAAACAACAAAUAAUCAUGGGCAAUCUUCUGAUGGAGCAUACAGUUUACAGACAUAUCAAAUCACAAAUCCAAACAGUAAUUCCUGGCCAGCGGCUGUCAUAUUGGUACCUACAACAGAUUCAACUGAUCCACCAUAUGACUAUGUUACUCUAUCCAAUGAUGGCAAUGGAUUUAUUAUGACCAACCAAAACCAACGAUCCAGCAAUAAUGUUUCUACUGCUUCAUCCAGUGGCUUAAGUGGUGGAGCCAUUGCAGGUAUUGUCAUUGGCAUCUUAGCUUUCUUGGCUAUUCUAGGCAGUGUGUUGUUCUACAUUCAAAAGCGUCGGUCCAAGAAUCAAAGAAAAUUAAAAACAAGAGACAUGUUAAAGGCCUACAGUGGCAGUUCAGAUUUUAAAACAGACUUGCCUACUUAUUUUGACAACCCACAUGAAACAAUUUCCACUGAUAAUGACAGUCGUUCAAGUAGCUUCUUGCAGGAUCCCAAAGUCAUUCCAGGUGAAUACCAUGAUGCAAGUCGACCUGAUAUUCGCCCCCUGUGUUACAGCAAAGAUGCGAUUGAUUAUGCUCAAUUAUCAGACCAAGAGCUACUGCAGCUUGAGCCUGAUACACGAGGCCCUCUGUAUUUAUUCAGUGGACUCUAUACUUCACCAGAGACUGAACGUGCUCAUUAUAUGAGAGAAGGAUAUGCUAUUCGAACAUUUAGUUCAGAAGAUGGUAACAAACAUACAGUCCAUUACUUUUCAUCCGCUCAGCUGGAUGCUUUUGUUCGUUCUGUGUAUGUGGUACUGCGUAUCUCCAACAACGCUAGCUUUGUGACCAAGAGCAAAAGAGCUAUUGUACUCAAUUCACCUACACCACACUUCCACUAUCAGUACAUUUGGAUCACUUCACCUAUGGCACAUGAAUAUUCGCUCCAUCAUCUAUUGUUUGAGGCCAAUCCAUGGUCUUUUAUUGACUAUCAUCAUACAGACUACAAAGUAUGGUCCAUUUAUGCUCUCCUCAAAAGUGUGGAAGCAGUCCACAGCCAAGAAUUUGCGCACCGAGCCAUUGAGCCCAAAUCCUUUUAUUUUGGUCAUCAAAUGAAGGCAACAGAUUGGCAUUUAGGCAACUUUGAAUAUGCACAAUCACUCAAAAACACCUAUCGAAACCACGCUCUGCCGCCUACGACAUCAUUUACAGCACCUGAAUGUGUUCAAGCCAUUAGUUUUCUUGAUGAACAAAGAGCUGAUAUUUGGUCAUUGGGUUGUGUAAUUUAUGCAGUGGCUACAGGUGGAUUGCUGCUAUUUGGUAAUGAACAGCAAGUCAAAGAACUCACAUAUGAUACUGACCAAAUGAAACAACAUAUCAAGCGAGCCAUAAAUGAUACCGUGGAGAAACCUGUGUUCCAAACAUUAUUGCAGAAAAUGCUUCAAGUAGAUCCAAGUGAGCGAAACAGCAUAAAAGAACUAGUCUUAUAUUGGGAUAGCGUUUAUAAUAUGGAAGAAUAAUCAUGGAAAGACAUUAUAAUAUAAAAGAGUGUUCAUAAAUAGAGCCAGAAAAAACUGAAAAAAGCGAAUAAAUAAAUGAAAUUUAGCUCGACCGCUUUUC
Messenger RNA from Gilbertella persicaria, 2604 nucleotides. RefSeq lists its product as uncharacterized. Gene Ontology annotation, biological process: protein phosphorylation. Bases 87 to 2504 code for a protein of 805 amino acids. Gene Ontology annotation, molecular function: ATP binding; protein kinase activity. The record is from RefSeq and is a predicted model, not a curated record. The transcript is spliced from 3 exons. Lineage: Eukaryota; Fungi; Mucoromycota; Mucoromycetes; Mucorales; Choanephoraceae.